Messenger RNA from Engraulis encrasicolus (European anchovy), 2448 nucleotides. RefSeq names its product sushi domain containing 5 (gene susd5). The record is from RefSeq and is a predicted model, not a curated record. The coding region runs from base 13 to 2316 and encodes 767 amino acids. Gene Ontology annotation, biological process: cell adhesion; Notch signaling pathway. NCBI's taxonomy places the organism in Eukaryota, Metazoa, Chordata, Actinopteri, Clupeiformes, Engraulidae. The transcript is spliced from 8 exons. Gene Ontology annotation, molecular function: hyaluronic acid binding.
CAGCACGCAACAAUGGCACGCUGCUUCUUCCCACUGGUCUUUGGGGCCUUGGCAUGCCUCGCAAUCAGGACCUGUCAAGCCGAUGGGCGCGUUUUCCUGUUGGAGAUGCAGAAUGUGUCCAAGAGCGGCUACGAGGGGGCGAGACAGGCCUGUGUGGCCCACAACGCCCGGCUGGCCUCGACAGCAGACCUGUGGCACGCCAUCUUGGAAUGCUCCUUCUCCGCCUGCACGCGAGGCUGGAUGGACGGAGCCACCGUUGGGACCACCAUAUGUAAGGGUGAGGGAGGAUCUGGCCUGAGAACGGUGGAUGUGAAAACGGAGGAGAACGUGGCCGAGGAGGAGACAACGCGACUGGAUGCCUUUUGCAUCAAAGACAAAGAUUCUCCGUGUGGGUCUCCCCCCACCUUCCCACACACCCACAUGCAGAGCCAGACGGGGCUGGAGCUGGGCGAUGAGCUGGUGUUUGUGUGUGAGCCGGGCUACAGCUUGGCUUCCGGUGACACGGCCUUCAGCCUGCUGUGCGACAGCUGUGGGGAGUGGUACGGCCUUGUGCAGCUCUGUGUGGAAGAUGAUGCCGAGGCGGCCCACCAGGAUUACGAGGACAAGUUCCCCAAUGAGGAGCACGCCUAUGGAGGAGAGGAAGAGGAGGUGGUGGAGAAUGAGGAGACACAUUCAGAGGAAGGAGAAGCAGAAGGAGUAACAGAUGGACAGACAGAGACAGAAGAGCAUGAUGCGGCACAGGAAACUACAGUGGAGGAGGAAGAGGAGGGUGGAGAGACCGUGGUGGAAGAAAAGGAGGAGAAAGAUGCCGGAUCCGUGACGGUCCCACCCGUGUCUCAGCUGAGCCAGAAGCACCUCUUCUGGUUCCCAUCCGAGGCCUUCCACGACGACGAUCAUCAUCACGAUGAUGAAGAGGGGGACGAGGAGACACAUCUCGAAGAACCAGAUACGCCCGACCAGAGCAGCAGCAGUAGCGCCAAGGACACGGACAACACCGACAACUCAGACAAUGUUGCCGGAGCAACAGGCAUGGAACAUGAGGAGAAACAUCACCAUGGAGAUCAUCGUGAAGAUGAGGGUGGUGACGGUGAUGCUGGUGCUGAUGCUGGUGCUGAUGCUGACCACAUUGAGGAGAUGCCAACCACAGACGAGGCCCUCCGACACACGGAGAAGACCUGGCUGGACGGUUACCCCGUGAGCGAGGAGUUCACCGAAUCCACAGAGGUCACCUCGGCUGUGGAGAAGGGGAAAGGGGGGGAGGAAGAUGUUUCCAAGGAGCACCACCACCUGGUGAAAAGCGAGGAGGUGGAAGAUGUUUCUAAGGAGCACGAGCACCUGACGAAAAAUGAGGAGGCGAAAGACAUGCAGGAGGUUUCUGAGGAGCACGAUCUGACAAAAAGUGGGGAGGAGGUGUCGAAGGAAGAGGAGGUGCGGGAUGUUUCCAAGGAGAAUGACUCGACAAACAGCGGGGAGGUGAAGGUGAUGGUGGAUGUUUCUGAAGAGCACGAUCCGGCGAGGAGUGAGGAGGAAAACGAGAAGGAGAGGGGGAACGAGAGGGCUACAGAGAGCUCUGAGGAGACGUUCAAGGAGGAGCUCAAUCAUCCCGACACUGAAGAAGCUGAAGCACACCCAACCGUCUUCAUCAAUGGCAGUGAGGUUGUCUCAACAGAAAUGCCAUUCCACCAUCACCACCAUCACACCGUGGAGCCGCUGAACAUCGAUGGGUCCGAUUCGAUCACACAUUCAGGAGUGGGGCCUAUUGACUCUGUGAUGGACACCACGGCAACCACGAUCAUUUACCCGAGCACGACCCAAGGAUUCUUCCAUGUCACGCUGGCGCCAGACAGCAACGAGGUGACAGCCAUGGCCGAGGACGUCACGAGUGUCCCGUUCCAUCACGUCACUUUGAGCCCCGAUGACGUCAUCACAGCCAUUGACGACCUGGGCACGCCUGUCAUCUUUGCUACGGUCCUACCUGAUGACGACGACGACGAUGACGUCGUCACCACCACCGUGUCUGCGGACGUGCCUGUUCUCGUCCACGACUUCAGUGACUUAGAUUCGGACCGCUAUAAUCUGACCAAACAGAGCAUGCCCACAGAAGACCCGUGCAGCGAACUAGACCUGGACACCUGCUCGCCCUCGUCCAGAAGCACUUCGUUAAUUGCCAUAGUAACGGUGGUGACGAUUGUUGCCGUGGCAGGCCUUAUUCUGGGGGCGUGGCUGUAUAGGCGGAGACAGCUCAAGAGCUCACACUAUCAGUUUAACGGAACUAACACGCACACUCAGAACUUUGAGAUGCAACAGACUGUGUGAAAUGUGAACACACCACAUGGUCCAUUUUUACUUAAUGUACUCCCUCACUCUCAUAUAGAUAAAAUACUGUAGCCGUUUGUUUUGUGUUGUUUGCGUUGUACAUUUUGAAAGUUUCUGUCUACCUAAAGGGUG